Molecule: messenger RNA, 3048 nt
Organism: Thyridium curvatum
Lineage: Eukaryota; Fungi; Ascomycota; Sordariomycetes; Thyridiales; Thyridiaceae
Exons: 11
Coding region: 1-3048 (1015 amino acids)
Biological process (GO): positive regulation of transcription by RNA polymerase II; DNA-templated transcription
Cellular component (GO): nucleus
Molecular function (GO): sequence-specific DNA binding; DNA-binding transcription factor activity, RNA polymerase II-specific; zinc ion binding
Source: RefSeq, a predicted model, not a curated record
AUGACCAACACGGCCGACAUCAACCCAGCUAAGCGCCGCGCGAUCGCUUGUCUCCAUUGUAGGGAGAAGAAGGUCAAGUGUGACGGGUCUCGUCCUUGUGGCUAUUGCGCGUAUGGAACUGGCGAUCGAGGACUGACACCACGCGAAGGUCGGUUGCUGGCAUCGUCUGGCGACUCCAUCAGAGUGUAUGCAGGACCGACACCUGCCGCUUCGAAUAGAUCCCCACAACAGCAGUCAUCGGCGGCUCGUGAAGAAAUCCGGAUGGACAGCUUCAACGAGAGUUCGAGUGAAGGUCUCUUCAUACCGAUCUCCGAGAUGGAUCGUCGCGGUAGCAUCGAGUCCUAUCAGACUACACAGCACGGCGCGAUGCCGGCUGAGAAUCAUUCACAUUCUGUCUCCCCUGUAUCAAACAUGCUGCCAGACAGCAAUUCGCCUAUGGCUAUGCCCACCAUCAUGUCACCGCCUGUAACAGCGUCUGGCACUGUACCGUUCACCGACUUCGGCUCGCUAUGGGAUAUUGACCACGUCGAGACACGAACAUCAAUAUCGAGCAAUUCGACUGGGGCAGAGAGCCGCCACAGUGUUGACACAAGCGUCAUUGAGCCCAAUAUGGCCAAUGAAUAUCACGGGGCCACCUCAAUUCUGGCUAUCUGCUCUUCAGCAGCAAUCGAUUGGGUUACUCAGCAGACGCAGAACAAACAAUAUCCUCGCAUAAGCUCCACCAUGAUGUCAAUGAUUGGGGAAGAACUGAAGCUACAAAACUGGUUCUCCAACCAGCGGGCGCCCGAGCCAGACUUCCAGACGGCAUGGAGAUACUAUGAAGCGUAUUUCCAACAAGCUGAUGCCAGCUUUCCUGUUCUACACCGCCCUUCCUUUGAGGCUCGUCUGCGUCAAACAUUCACACAGCAGAGCCAUGCCCAGGACGACCCGGCGUGGUACGCAUUACGAAACACGGUCUAUGCGGCAGGGAAGCGGCAACUACUCAGCAAUGAUUCGGAGCACCAUAGCUUCUCGUACGUACAGGACCAGUGCUGGCCUUAUUUCGAGAACGCCAUGUCUGUGCAUACCGAGUUGCUCUUCACUAGAGUCAGUAUUAUGGGUGUACAGGCCCUGAUUGCGAUGGUAAGAAGUCUCCGUGCUUUCGAAUUUUGGGGAAUGGUUAUUGAUCAUCCCAUUUUGUUCUCCCAACAGGCAAUGUUUGUCGAGGGUCUUGGGAGCCCUUGCCUAGAGUACAUGCUCUGCACGAGCGCGUCGCGACUUGCACAAUCUCAGGGUUUGCAUAGGCACCCGCCGAAGGACUGCAAGUUCACCGACGCACAAAUCUCGCAGAGGAGUUUACUAUUUUGGUCGAUAUACUGCUACGACAAGCACAUAUCUCUCCGGGCUGGAAGACCAUCGGCCAUUGAUGAUCGAGAUAUAACGUGUUCAAUCCCGCGAUUUCCUGCAUCCAAGGGACUUGAGGGAAUCUUCAUCUCCAAGGUCGUGGAACAUGCGCGCCUGUCAUCUGAUAUCACGGCUUGGAUGUCUGUGUUCCGCAGCAAAAACAUUCCCCUCGAGGAAUCCAUACGCCAGCUCCAAAAGCUUGACUCGCGCAUGUCUCGCUGGGCCGAGUCACUUCCAGUCCCCCUCCGGCCCGGCUCGGACUUGAAAAGGUUCACAGCCGUCAAAGCAGGCCUGCAUCCCAACCAGAUUAUUUACGUUCACUACGCUUACCACGGUGCUACCAUCGUACUGAACUCUAUGUUCUCCUGGCCGUGGCUGGCUCCCAUAAUGUCGGUUGGGAACGAGGCGCUUUAUGAGAAGCAGGCCCUGAAAAGCACGCCCCUCGUCGUCAAGGCAGCGCGAGCAAUCAUCAACCUCACACACUACAUUGAGAUUGACUGCUCAACGCCCGUGUGGCUAUUCUUCUACUAUCCAUUCAUGGCCUUUGUCAAUCUGUUCGUUUACAUCAUCCGUUUUCCGAAGCUUUCCACGAUCCAGAUGGACCUGUCUCUCCUCGACGUCAUCUCCGGAUACUUUGGCCGUCUGGAGCUCGCAACUGGUGCAAAAAAGUCUUUCCCCUUCGUCCGCGACUUGGCACAAUGUGCCCACGCAGUGGUAGCGCGGAGCCAGCCUGGGCUGUUGACCGCCGACCAUGACCAUGAAGGCCCAACAAUCCAAUCUGCUUCAGACACUGCCUAUGAAAGCGCAAGGUUGUUUACCGAGACAGAUGGAAUUUCUGCGGAUGGUCAGGUAGAUCUCGACAUGGUCCUGGAUGGUGCUUCAUCCGUAUUUCCUGAUUCUUUGGCGCAUGUCACCUCGCAUAUCGUCGACCUCGAUUUCAGUACUCAUGACCCACUGCUUGGAUUCAUGGACACUGAUUUGAGCUGGGGCGAAGGCAGUGACAUUACAAUCAAGUGCGAAGAUCGAGAGUGGAGGUUGCACAAAGCCAUACUCAGAGCUGGAUCUCGAUACUUUCGCGCAGCUUUCAAUGAGCGACGAUUCAUUGAAUCCCGUUGCACAGAGAUGGUGCUUGAUGAGGUUAAUCCGGAACAUUUCGACUGGGUAGUGAAGUUUAUUUACAGCCAAGAGGUAUCUCAUGUCAUGGGCCCAGCAGCUUCCUCUGAUCUCCUAGGUUUCUUCCGUCUUUUCGAUGCCGCAGAUUACUUUGGCGUGGAUAUCCUUGCGGGCCUUGCUAAAGGCGAAAUACAAACUCGACUCGAUCGCCGCUGCGAACACGUGAAAAGCGAAUACGCCCAGUACUAUGAAAGUUACGGAGGCGAAUGUUCUGCGUUGUUUCGGAUCUUUUUCAAUGACUGGUUUGGCAAAACCCUCUUCGAAGCUAUCGACUUUGCAUUCCGUCCGGGAUCUCGACCGCAUCCUCUGCGAGGAUGCCUGGUCGACAUCUUCAGCAUUUCCAGGCUGCCACAUAAGGGCUUACCGUCUAGACUGCCUUUGUUGGAUGACAAGACCAGGAGUGAGAUCCUGGAGAGGCCACGCUUCGCCGAGGAACUCAGACAAAACCGCCACUUGCACCCGGCAUGUCGCAAAGCCAUCUUUGGCUGGUGA